UUUAUUUUCUUCAUUACAGAAACUGCAGACCAUAAACGACGAAACUAACAAAUCAUGUUCUGUGGGUAGUAGCGAACACAAUUUAUUAAAAAAUAGAAGUGAGCUGGUUAUUCCUUAUGAUCGGAACCGGGUUAUCUUGUCACCACUUCCACAUAAGGAAAAUUCAACUUAUAUAAACGCGUCUUUUAUUGAAGGAUAUGAUAACUCCGAAAACUUUAUUAUCACUCAAGAUCCGUUAGAAAAUACAAUAGAAGAUUUCUGGAGAAUGGUAUCGGAGCAAAGCAUUACUACUAUAGUUAUGUUAUCUGAGAUUGGUGAAGGAACUAGAAGAUGUCCUCGAUACUGGGCAGACGAUGAAAUUCAAUUCGAACACAUUCUUGUGAAAUACAUGCAAAGUGAAAGUUGCCCUUAUUACACUAGAAGAGAAUUUAAUGUAACAAAUUGUAAAAUCAAUGACACUAUACAUGUCACACAGUUUCAAUAUAAUGGAUGGCCAACAGUAGAAGGAGAAGUACCAGAAGUUUGUCGUGGUAUAAUAGAAUUAGUUGAUCAGGCAUUAAGUCACCACAGCAAGGAAAAAAAUGUUGGUUGCAAAUCUCCCCUUACUGUUCAUUGCAGUUUUGGUACAGAUCGAAGUUCUAUAUUUGUUGCUAUGUGUAUAUUAGUACAACAGUUAAGGACUGAAAAAUGUGUGGACAUUUGCACAACUACCAGGAAAAUCAGGUCGCAAAGAUCAAGGCUUAUUGACACUUACGCACAAUACGAGUUCCUACAUAGAGCCAUAGUCAUAAUUUUAUAAGGAGCCAUAUUUUGCAUAAUAAACAGCUACUAUUUAAGAACUUCUAACCACAUAUUGUAUAAAAUGUCAUAAGUUAAUUUUGUAAAAUUACUAUAAUAUAUUCUACAUUACUGUAGAUAACAUACAUACAUAAUAAGCAAGUAACCAAAGGACAAUUGAGUGUAAAAUUUUAUAUGUAAAUGUAAUAAAAAUGUUUGAUACCACA
Messenger RNA from Lucilia cuprina (Australian sheep blowfly), 1004 nucleotides. Its product is annotated as tyrosine-protein phosphatase 69D-like. The record is from RefSeq and is a predicted model, not a curated record. Gene Ontology annotation, molecular function: protein tyrosine phosphatase activity. The coding region runs from base 266 to 799 and encodes 177 amino acids. The transcript is spliced from 5 exons. Gene Ontology annotation, biological process: protein dephosphorylation. Lineage: Eukaryota; Metazoa; Arthropoda; Insecta; Diptera; Calliphoridae.